CUGACCGGAAAGCUUGGAAGUACAGAAAUAACCGGCUGAGAAGUGGAGCAAUGUUAGCGCAGCAAACUCUCCCAGCUAGUUUGACCCAGUGACCCAGUCUUAUUAAGGUGUUUCACAUGAUGAUGGCAUUCACUAUGUACCCAAGCGAGAUGUCCCAGGUCCCUGGUCGUGAUCCAGUGCUCAUAGAGACCAUCAACAAAAACAUGCGUGUCCCAGAACGCCUGAGUGUUAGUCCAGGGCCGCAGUGGCGGGAGGAGGAGGGAGAGGAGGCGAAAAGGAGGACAGAGGAGCCCCCACCUGCUUACACCAUGCAGGUCCCUGACAGGCUGACGUAUACAGAAGCACCUGAUAUGAACCCCAGACCUCUAUUCACUCAGUCCAAACCAACUAUCUGCGGCCCCCUGGGUGUGGAGCCGUGCUGGGAGGGUCCCUCUGGAGAGGUCUUCUACAGAGAUGUGCUACAGAGUCCCAUACGGAGAUCUUACAGUGACCAAAGCUUCGGCAGGACGCCACCUGGCACGCCGACCCAGCUGAAACAGGCACUGGCAGUGCCCAGACACCCAUCCAGCUCUCGAGGUUCACGCCGUCCACUCCAGCAGGCCUCCUCUCCUUCUCCUCCCACGCAGGCCACUGACCCUCAGGCCCAGGCUCUCCCUGCCACCCCCCUCAGCCUCCUGUCUCCUCAGUCCAUGCUGCAGACGGCCAAGCAGCUGGGCCUCAAGGCCUCACAGCGCCUCCUGCAGACAGUCAGCCAGAAAUACAGAUUUCCCAGCCAAGAGAGGCCGCCGCCAGCAAGAGUUGCGACUGAAGUCCCUGCUUCGGCACACGUGGAGCACAGCAGCAAAAGGACGAUGGAGAACUGGAGUCCAGAGGAAGAGGGAGGAGCUGCGGUUGAGUUUAUUAUCCUCAGGAGACAGGUGAUGAAGAUGAGUCGCCGGCUGGCAGCACUUGAGCGGCACAACACUGAGCGGAGGAACACUGAAGUCGUCCUGUUCUCGCUGCUCUUCUCCGCCUGCCUGCUCAACGUGUGGCUGUGGAUCCGCAGAUAACACACACUCUGACACACACACACACACACACACACACACACACACACACACACACACACACACACGUACACUGGUUUGACUCAGUGGAAGGAAGGACAUUUUACUGGGAUGUCAGCAGCUGUUAAAGAUUUUUUUUUAGCUGUAUAAAGUAUGAACCGUGAA
Plectropomus leopardus (leopard coralgrouper) is the source of this 1211-nucleotide messenger RNA. Its product is annotated as transmembrane gamma-carboxyglutamic acid protein 3. Gene Ontology annotation, biological process: positive regulation of mitochondrial fission. Lineage: Eukaryota; Metazoa; Chordata; Actinopteri; Perciformes; Serranidae. Gene Ontology annotation, cellular component: mitochondrial outer membrane; peroxisome. The record is from RefSeq and is a predicted model, not a curated record.